ACUUCAGAGAAUUUACUGGAAAUGCUGGGCUACCUUCUACACCACAUAAAAGCUCUGCUGCCCCACCAACUGCCACGCUUCCAUUCCCUGUGGAGAAACAAACUGCACCAGUGGGUCUGAUUAUGCCAUGUGUACUACAUCUAGUUCCAGAAUUUGAUGUCCGCCAGAUUCUCACAGCCUCAAAUGAUGGCAGAGCAAUUCUUGAAGGCCUUGAUAAGGAUUGUAUGAUCACAAUCAGGCAAAGACGAUGCCUGGUUCGAAUUUUGGUGUCACACCUCAUGGAGAAGUUCGGAGAAAGACCUACCACCGAAACCAAAAAGGCCUUGGCUUCAUCUUUGAUUCAGGCUUUUCCAUGCUUGAAAGACAUAUCAGACAGUGGAUGCGAUAUAUGGUACACCCAAGGCCGGAAUCACCAUCCAGCCACUGGAUUUCUUGAAGAGAGGCUUAGGAACAUUCGAAAGAAGCUGAGAUCUGUGAGCAGGCCGCAAAAACAAGAAGAUAAAGAGCCUGAAAAGGCAUACAUACCAGACUCUACGAUUUCUGAAGACAGGGCCAAACAACUAAAAGAAUGGCUGAGACACAAUUCUCAGCCCCUUAGCCAGGUGUCGGCAUACAUGCAGGAUACAGUCCUGUACAGAGCACAGUGGAUAAGGGGAAAUAACUUAAAAGAUAUACGUGAGAUCCUACAAGAGUUCCCACAUCUAACCAGUCCGGGCAUGAUUGCACAGGACUUUCUUGUUUUGCAUGGAGAGGCUGCACCAAAACUUUUUGAAACAUGGCUGCCUAUAUAUGCAGACAAGAUCCUACACCUGCUGAGACGGGAAAAUAAACUCCAAUUUCCUGUAGAAGAAAUGACAUUGGAUGCCAAGGGGGAACUUGCACUGAAACUGCUACCUGAGUUGCUUCCACCUACGGUUUACAAAGUUGGCCGAAAUUUUUUCCGGCACAGCAUUGAGGAGUCCAGGUUGGCCUUUAUUGACCAUAAACCUGGUGGAACCAACAUGGUGGAAUACCUCCAGCAUGCUGAAGUCUCCAGGCCGUACCCCUACAUCUUGACGUUGGGAGAUAUAGACCAGUGCUGCUCUCAGGCGUUUGUCAUUCUGUUGGGACAGGCUCUGGAGCAAAGCACACUCCUGGUCGUGGCUCAGAUGUCUAUUCCUCUGCGCUUUGACAGUGUGCAGAACCUUGUUGCUAAUUGA
Molecule: messenger RNA, 1199 nt
Organism: Clarias gariepinus (North African catfish)
Lineage: Eukaryota; Metazoa; Chordata; Actinopteri; Siluriformes; Clariidae
Exons: 10
Coding region: 123-1199 (358 amino acids)
Source: RefSeq, a predicted model, not a curated record